Brachypodium distachyon (stiff brome) is the source of this 1200-nucleotide messenger RNA. RefSeq names its product probable xyloglucan endotransglucosylase/hydrolase protein 30. NCBI's taxonomy places the organism in Eukaryota, Viridiplantae, Streptophyta, Magnoliopsida, Poales, Poaceae. Gene Ontology annotation, molecular function: xyloglucan:xyloglucosyl transferase activity; hydrolase activity, hydrolyzing O-glycosyl compounds. Gene Ontology annotation, cellular component: cell wall; apoplast. The transcript has 3 exons. The record is from RefSeq and is a predicted model, not a curated record. Gene Ontology annotation, biological process: xyloglucan metabolic process; cell wall biogenesis. The coding region runs from base 59 to 1069 and encodes 336 amino acids.
AAUUAAGGGGAGGAGCGAGGGAUCGGGGCUAGCGGAGACCGGCCUGCCGGUGCGCGGCAUGUCGCCUUUGAUCGCGUCGGCGGCGCUGCUGCUGCUUCUGAUGCUGGUGGCGGCGGCAAUGGCGGACGUGACGGCGGCGACGGUGGCGGUGUCGGAAGGGUACACGGCGCUGUUCGGCUUCGACAACAUCCUCCGCUCCGCCGACGACCGCACCGUCAGCCUCCUCCUCGACCGCACAACCGGGUCCGGUUUGGUAUCGUCGUCAAUGUACCACCACGGCUUCUUCAGCGCCUCCAUCAAGCUCCCCUCCGACUACACCGCCGGCGUCAUCGUCGCCUUCUACACAUCCAACGGGGAGGUGUACGAGAAGACGCACGAUGAGCUGGACUUUGAGUUCCUCGGCAACAUCCGCGGCAAGCCAUGGCGGGUCCAGACCAACGUGUACGGCAACGGGAGCGUAAGCCGGGGCCGAGAGGAGCGCUACGUGCUCCCCUUCGACCCCACCACCGAGUUCCACCGCUACUCCAUCCUGUGGACCCGUGACGCCAUCAUCUUCUACGUCGAUGACGUGCCCAUCCGCUACAUCCCCCGCUCCAGCUACACCGUGGACGACUUCCCUUCCAAGCCCAUGUCCCUCUACGCCACCAUCUGGGACGGCUCAAACUGGGCCACCUCGGGGGGCCGCUACCGCGUCGACUACAUCCACGGGCCCUUCGUAGCUUCCUUCACCGACCUCGCCCUCGUGGGAUGCCGCGCCAGCCCGGCAGCUCGAACACCCACCGACGACGGGUACUGCACCGAGGCGGAGGCGGCGCUGGCGGCUUCAGACCCAGCCGUGAUGACGCUGGCGAAGCAGCAAGCGAUGCGGCGGUUCAGGGAGCAGAACAUGGUCUACUCCUACUGCUACGACACGCGACGGUACCCCGUGCCCUUCCCGGAGUGCGACCUCGUCGAGUCGGAGAGGAGGAGGUUCAAGCAGAGCGGGCACCUUCGGCUCGCGUUCAGGCGCCGACGACGCGGUCGUCGGCCUGUGAGGGGUGUCGCCGGUACCGCCAAGGCCGACAUGUAAUGUACACUACAUAGCGGCUCGAUCGACGUCAUUGUGUUAGGAACGGGAUCUAGUUACUCAACGAUGAUGGAUACGGAGUAGUAAUUAAUUAUCGUAUAUUCUAAGUGGGGCACGUGCCCCACUUUGUCUUA